UUAUGUUUUAUAAGUAAUUUUCAAUUUUUUUCUAAUAGCUAUUAAUUUAUCUGUGACAUGUAUAAUAAAACAGAAACAGAAUUACAAUGAGGUUAUUGUUAGCGUUAAUAUUUCAUAACGAGCAACUGUAGCUUGUAUUAUAUUCGCGCUGCAUUUAGUUGUCACAAAUGAUUGUAGCGAAAGUUUGAAAGUAGUUGUACGAAAGUGUCUUUACAGUAUACAUAUAAGCUCUCGAUUUUUCUGAUCUAUUAGAAUUAUUGCAAUUCAUUACGAAUUUUUUAAGUGUAUUUACUUACAAUGCGAUAACUGCCUUAUUAAUUACGCAAUUUUUUUAAACUCUGACCUAUUGGAUUACUAUUUUUUUGCGUUCCCAUUCCGGAUGACUGAACUUCAUAUCUUUAUGGGGUGACCGAAGUUGUACAAGGCCUAUUUUCAUUACUGACAAUGUUGAAUACAAAGCAUUGCAGUAAUUACAGAUGAUCUCUGAUAUAGAGUUAGUGCAAGCAGAAAGCACUUUCAAAUAGGACAUCUAAAUGUCAGAAGGUGUCCUAGCAUAACGUUUCAUGCUUUGGCCAGGCAUUUUUAAAGAUGGCCACGUAUCAAGUUGACUAUCAGUGGGCUUAUACCAUAAUGGAUUCAUCUAGAAUAUCCACAUUCCUAAUAUCAAUUUUAUUGAUAGUCUAUGGUAGUUUCCGAUCUUUAAACAUGGAACAAGAAGCUAGAGAAAGAGAAAAAGAAAAGGAACGUGGUAAUUUAUUGACUGGAAUUUUGAGUAACAGUAGCACAGCAAAUGCAGAUGGUGCUAAUGGAAGAGUUCAAACCUUAAAUACAAUGCAUGCUCUCUGUCUACCUCUUGGUGCUUCCAUUUCUCUACUCGUCAUGUUUUUCUUUUUUGACAGCAUGCAAAUGCUUGUAGCAAUCUGUACAGCUAUUGUAGCUGCAGUUGCACUGGCAUUUCUUCUUUUACCCAUGUGUCAAUAUAUUAUUAGACCAUGUUCAGAUGGUAAUAAAAUAUCCUUUGGUGUAUGUGGAAGGUUUACUGGUGCAGAAUUACUUUCAUUUUCAUUAAGUGUGAGUAUAGUAUGCAUUUGGGUACUGACUGGACAUUGGCUUCUUAUGGACGCAAUGGGUAUGGGACUAUGUGUAGCAUUCAUUGCAUUCAUUCGAUUACCUAGUCUAAAGGUAUCCACCAUAUUAUUAACUGGAUUACUCAUUUAUGAUGUCUUCUGGGUUUUCUUUUCAUCCUAUAUAUUCAGCACAAAUGUAAUGGUUAAGGUAGCAACUAGACCAGCAGAUAAUCCAGUGAAUCUUGUGGCUAGAAGGUUGCACUUAGGUGGUGUAGCGAGAGAAGCACCAAAACUUCCAUUACCUGGAAAAUUAGUAUUUCCAUCGAUGCAUCAAGCAGGACAUUUUUCAAUGUUAGGUCUUGGCGAUGUUGUUAUGCCAGGACUAUUGCUUUGCUUCGUUUUACGAUAUGACGCGUACAAAAAGACUCAAUUGUUGCCCGGUGGUUGUGAAACAGGAGUUCCACCGCCGCGUCACAUCAAUCGUAUUAGUUAUUUCCAUUGUUCACUCAUUGGUUAUUUUCUUGGUUUACUUACUGCUACUGUAAGCUCUGAGGUGUUCAAAGCUGCGCAACCUGCCUUAUUGUACCUUGUGCCCUUUACUUUAUUGCCAUUACUCACAAUGGCAUAUUUGAAGGGAGAUUUACGUCGAAUGUGGAGCGAACCAUUCAUAUCUCAACAACCUUCCAAACAUAUGGAAGUUUGACAACAGUCAUGGGUUUGUGUAUAUUACACAUUAUGGAAGGAAAACUAAUUGUAAAAUCCUAUUGUCACUUAUCAUAACAUCCUUAUUUUUAUCAAUGUCAUUUAAUGUAAGUAAUUUUUUUUAUACUUGCGUCUUUUAAUGCUACAAUGCAAAUUACACAAUUUCAUACACGAGAAAAAUAAAGUAUACUAUAUUUUGACAUUGAUUUAAUAUAAAAUUAAAAAUAUAAUACAAA
Molecule: messenger RNA, 2005 nt
Organism: Apis mellifera (honey bee)
Lineage: Eukaryota; Metazoa; Arthropoda; Insecta; Hymenoptera; Apidae
Gene: SppL
Product: signal peptide peptidase-like 3
Exons: 7
Coding region: 589-1770 (393 amino acids)
Biological process (GO): membrane protein proteolysis
Cellular component (GO): lumenal side of endoplasmic reticulum membrane; cytoplasmic side of endoplasmic reticulum membrane; Golgi-associated vesicle membrane
Molecular function (GO): aspartic endopeptidase activity, intramembrane cleaving
Source: RefSeq, a predicted model, not a curated record